AGAUGCAGAGAGGUGUAGUCACAACUAAGGUCAAACCCACCUGUACCUGCCUGCCACUCUCACACUUAUAGCUGAGGAGUCCAGCCACUGCUCACAGUCUGGACUAGGACUAGAGAACUACUGCAUUACCGCUGCACUACUACUGCAUUAGUACUACUCUUCCAUCACUAGAGUUAUAAUAUUAGUGCAGAGCCUCUGAGGGGUCUGGGCAGCAUGGCGGUGACUAUGUGUCAGGUGAUGGGCUUCGUGCUGGGUGUCAUAGGGGUCGCGGGGAUCAUCGCAGCGACGGCUAUGGACAUGUGGAGCACAGAGGAUCUGUACGAUAACCCCGUAACGUCCGUCUACAGCUACGCCGGCCUGUGGAGGUCGUGUGUAAGGCAGAGCUCGGGAUUCACCGAGUGCCGACCUUACUUCACCAUCCUGGGACUGCCAGGUCUGUUCCAGGGCGUGCGGGCGCUGAUGAUAGUGGGUAUAGUUCUGGGGGUAAUCGGGGUCCUCAUUGCUAUAUUUGCCCUCAAAUGCCUCAGAAUGGGGAACAUGGAGGACCGAGUGAAAGCGACCAUGACGAUAACUUCAGGGGCCAUGUUUAUCGUGGCGGGGAUCUGCGCCAUCGCUGGGGUUUCCAUCUUCGCAAAUCUCAUUGUGACCAACUUCGCCCUGACUAGUUUUACCUCAGUUGGAGGUUUCGGCGGGAGUUUCGGGAGCACAGGCUUUGUUGGGUCACCUCUCACUCCGAGAUACACAUUUGGCGCCGCCCUGUUUGUCGGCUGGGUGGGUGGAGGUAUUUUGCUAGUGGCCGGAGUUAUGCUGUGUCUGGCCUGUCGUGGAAUGAUGCCUGAAAAGCACUACGAUGGAACAGCGUACAAAGCUGCCAGCAUCUACCGGUCAGAGGCCAAGUCCAAAACCUACAACGAGUCACACAGAGGGCAGAGUAUGGACGGCAGACACUCCACCCAGAGAUUCGACUACGUUUAAUAACAUCAGUAACCAGCUGCAGGACUACACUCAAGAUUUGAGCCUAUUAACAGCAGGGGAAAAUAGCUUUUUAUUGAAAAUGUAGAAGCACGUUAAUGAUCUCAGGCUCUUGAUAUAAAUGAAAAUGUACUAAUAGCCAGUAUCUACCAGGAAGUAGUAAUAGUAUGGUCUAAGGAAAGGUGUGGCACAUAGGCCUGUCACAAUACCUUUUUUUAUUGCAUAUUGUGACUGCUAUUAUUGCAAUAUUAUACACUUUACAACAAUUUAAUAAUAAAGAAAUAAUAUUCAAACACUGAAACUGUAGCUCAUUAUGAUUUAGAUAUAGGCCAGUCAUGAUAACAAUUUUUAAAGAUAUAAAGUCCCAAAAACAGCGAGAAAUAAUUAAGCAAUUAUACCACAGUUAGUUCCAACCCUGCAAUGUGAUUGGCUGAAAGGAGUUUUUGAAUGACAUUAUCAGCCGGUAAUGCACUGUAUCUUUCCAUGUGAAGCUUUCCAUGUAUUACUCCACCACAUACAGGUAACCUAGCAUCAAUGCAGCGCUUACAAACCAAACAGCACAGCUACAAACAGAGCAGUAAUGGAACUAUUUUAACGCGCCGAGUGUUUUUAACCAAACAGAUCGUACUUUCUCAUCCUCUUUAACUUAAAAUCUUUUAAUAAACAGUGAUAAUGGAACUGUGGUAUAAUUGCAAGAAGACACUCAAGGUGUAGUUAUAGUGCCAACAUUAUACAUUAUAGCACAAACCACGAGUGUAUUAUUGCUUAAAUAUUCAGAAAAUAUCAUUCAAAUAUCAAUAUCAAAUAUCAAAUUUGUCUUAACAGACAAAAGCAGUAUCUGUUCGUAACAUAAUUAUCAUGACAGGACUAGUUGUAUAUAGAAUUAUGACAAUUUAGAUUUACAUUAUGACAUUUAGAUGCUUCCACAGCCUUUUGUAGAUGGUUUUAUUAUACAUUUAUAUCACAUUUUUAAACCGUCAAAGAACCCACUUGUCAUGUAAUAUACUGAAUUACUGUAUUUUAGCUUAGCGUGUAACGUAUGACUAACAAAAUAAUAAUAAAUAUAAAAUUGUGCUGUAUUUGAAUGUUCACAGCUUUCAUGUAAUUUUAAUGUGAUUUAAUUUCUCAUUUUUUUUUAUUAAUAUCAUUUUUUCCUGUUUAUGUUUAUGCUUGUUGUAUGUUAUAUGUUCGUGUUUAAAUUUCUAUCAUGUUUAUUCUUUUGGUAAAAUAAAGUCACAACAUUCUGUACACAAACGCACUGAAUAAAAGUGUGUUUAUUGUCAGUGAAUUAUUGUUACUGUUAAAAAAAGAAUACAAAUAUUUUAUGUAUUAUUAGUACAUACAAAUACAGAAUUAUAAAAAAACAUUUAAAGACACUGUAAAUAAUGUACCUUCAGUAAAUAUAUAUAUAUAUAUAUAUAUAUAUAUAUAUAUA
Messenger RNA from Astyanax mexicanus (Mexican tetra), 2407 nucleotides. RefSeq names its product claudin-18. Gene Ontology annotation, biological process: cell adhesion; bicellular tight junction assembly. The record is from RefSeq and is a predicted model, not a curated record. The transcript is spliced from 5 exons. Gene Ontology annotation, cellular component: plasma membrane; bicellular tight junction. NCBI's taxonomy places the organism in Eukaryota, Metazoa, Chordata, Actinopteri, Characiformes, Acestrorhamphidae. Gene Ontology annotation, molecular function: structural molecule activity. The coding region runs from base 214 to 975 and encodes 253 amino acids.